Messenger RNA from Pneumocystis murina B123, 192 nucleotides. RefSeq lists its product as hypothetical. The record is from RefSeq and is a predicted model, not a curated record. Gene Ontology annotation, molecular function: proton transmembrane transporter activity. Gene Ontology annotation, biological process: proton motive force-driven ATP synthesis. NCBI's taxonomy places the organism in Eukaryota, Fungi, Ascomycota, Pneumocystomycetes, Pneumocystales, Pneumocystaceae. The transcript is spliced from 2 exons. Bases 1 to 192 code for a protein of 63 amino acids.
AUGAAAAAAUGGCCAACACCUUUUAAUCAACCAUUAAUACCUUUUUUUAUAGCGGGAGGUCUUGUAUUUUAUGGUGUUUAUCGAAUGGCUGAUGCGAUGAUGCAAUCUGAACCAUAUAUAAAUGAUCCAAGAAAUCCAAGAGGCAUUUAUUCUUAUUUUAUUUUCUACAUUAAAACUUAUUCAUUUUUAUAG